CGCAAUCUGCAAGUAUAGUUUCAUGUCAAAUCCUUCAAGCGCAAGAUGCGAAUCGCAUCCUUAACAUCCAAUCUGAACAGUUAAUCCAGAUCCAUUUGUUUUUUUUUAAUAAUGUCUAAAUGGUUGGUUCUGUUGAUUUUUGUUACUCUAUGUUGUUUAUGUAGUGCACAUACUGGACCUGCCAACUAUAGAAAGAAAAGACAACUCUUUCGUGAGCACCUCCUGCCGCAUCAAGGUGGCAAAAUUCCGGACUCUGCCUUCGUGCCCGAACGGAUCAGUUUGAACAGGCUGAACCAAAAUGGGUUUUACACGUUGGACGGCGUGGUGUUGGAACAGAAGUCGCCGGACGUGCAUCACACCGCCAAAAAGUAUCCGCCGCCGACCAUCAAGUUAAAACUGGCGCCGGAUAAUCGACACGUCGCACCGCCGGGGAGACAAUACACGCCGAGGGUGGUUGACACGACGUACAUUAUCAGGGAGCCGACGAGAUAUAGGUUGUCGCCGCAUCAGAUACUUUACUUCCAUCAGUUGCCGUUACCGCCAAAAGUGAGGUACAUACAAAGAAGACCAAAUGAAUUAUAUAACGCUGCUCAGCAAGCUUAUGGCGGCCACAACGGAUACGCGGUACCGGUGAAGCUUCGCCAAGCCGAAAAGGAACAACAACAGGACUUGUCCAAAGUCCCCGGAGUGCCGGGGGUGGACUAUCCCCUCUAUCACACCGUACCUCACACCAGUUUCUCGUGCCACCACGUCCCAGCCUUGCCAGGAAUGUAUGCUGACGUAGAAACUGGAUGCCAAGCUUACCACGUGUGCCACGACGGACGUGAAGGUGAAAAGGGUGCUUCGUUCCUGUGCACGAACGGCACUUUGUUCAACCAAGCCGAGUUUGCCUGCGAUUGGUGGUACAACGUGAACUGCCACGAAGCUCAAAGUCACUACAGGCUCAACUUGGAUCCAGCCAAGAACCCCUACGUGCCAAAAAAGAAGCCCGAAGAAGAGCUUCAAUAUGCGCCAGUAGACGCUAAAUAUUAGGUACUUGAAUUAUGGAUAUUCUAGGUGCUUUGGCGUAAAUUAUUAUAAAAUUAAUUUAUUUUGGAAAUAAACUUUUAGACUAA
Molecule: messenger RNA, 1115 nt
Organism: Aethina tumida (small hive beetle)
Lineage: Eukaryota; Metazoa; Arthropoda; Insecta; Coleoptera; Nitidulidae
Gene: Cpap1-a
Exons: 6
Coding region: 112-1032 (306 amino acids)
Cellular component (GO): extracellular region
Molecular function (GO): chitin binding
Source: RefSeq, a predicted model, not a curated record